UUUUCUUAAAUUUGUUAACUUUAACUAACUUGGCAUGUAUACUUUUAAUUGUUAACUUGUAAAUAUCAUGUUUCUUUUGCUUGUUAAUUGUUGAUGAGUAUAUUUUUUGUAUUUAUUUUAUUUGGAUAUUAUAAAUGCAUGGAUGCUUAAUAUAAUAUGUAUGAUAUUAUGUUUUGCAUGUUAUGAUGAGUAUGGCCCAAAACUAGGAUAGAAAAUACGAUCUGUGCAUCGUUAAAUUUUAUGUAAAUUAAAUACGAUCUGCAUAUCGUUUGUAUUUUUGUAAUUUGAAUUUUAGUUAUUUAAAUUAUAAAUUAUAAAUUAUAUGUAAUCAAGAAUGAAGUUCCAUGGCGAAUCAAAGAUGGAGAUCCAUAAAGAUUCAGGGAGGAAUUCAUGAAGAUUAGUUAUUCCUAGGUUUAGGGGCCAUACUAGGAUCAGUUUUAAUUAUGCUUAUAUUGAUUUAUGCGUUUAACAUGUUUAAAUGCUUGCUUAAGUUUAUAUGUGUGGUUAUUUAUGUUAUCAGUUCCCUUUAAAUUAACCGACAUAGUAAACUUAGGUCCCCAACAUGUAAUAUUGAGUUUUAAUUGCUUUUCCAAACAACACCUAUAACGCCUUAGAUAGUGAGUAAUAAAUUCUGUCAAAGUAGGGCAUCUCACUUUAUCAGGGGAUAGUAGGGUAGGUUUUUUUAAGCUUACAUGUUAAUGUUUGGUUAACACAAAAUCAUCAAAAGACAAAGUUUUGGGUUUUGAAGCUAAGAGAUAGGAGUAAACAAGGAGUUGUUAACCUGUCUACCAAGAAUUAUAAUUAGUUAGUAAGUUGUUUACUUACCUCAACUACUAUAAAUUGGAGACAAGGGCCAAAGUCUGUUUGAUUGUAGUGGGAGGGAUUUUGGUUAUUUAUUUAUUCAAUAGGGGACUUUCAUUUUAAAUAAAGGGUAGUAGUUAAUUAAAAUUUGUUUAAUUGCUGCUUUCUUGAUAAACAUUGAUUAAAUCUUGCUUUAUUAUUCUUUUUGUUGUAGUUAUCAUGUCUGGUUCAAACGACAACACCUCCGAUUUUAAUUUGCGCUAUUUACUCGAAAAAGACAAAUUGAAUGCAAAUAACUUAUUAGAAUGGGAAAUGGCUGUGAGACUCGUUCUCAGAGCCGAAGGACGGGAAAAUGUUCUUGACAAUCCUCUCCCUGAACCCCUGCUAGAUACUGCUACUCCAGCUGAAAGGAGAGCAAGACAAACCAUUGAGGCAAAUUCUAUGCAAGUAACAUGUUUGAUGCUUGCUUGCAUGGAACCAGAAUUUCAAAAACGUUUUAAUGGUCUGGACGCCUAUUCCAUCCUCCAACAGCUGAAAACUAUGUUUCAGAAGAACGCGAGGCUGGAGAUGUUUGAAACUUAUUGUAAGUUGAUGGAGUGCAAGUUAGGCAAAGGAAAACCUGUUGGUCCGCAUGUGUUCAAUAUGAUUGGACAUUUUCAGACCAUGGAAAAAUUGGGCUUCCUUUAUCCCCCAGAACUAGCAAUUGAUAUUGUGAUCAAAUCCUUGCCUGAAAAUUUUCAAAAUUUCCAGUUGAAUUUUUAUAUGCAAGGAGGGGAGGCUACCUUGCAAGAGUUGCAUGGUAUGCUUAUUCAGGCUGAAAGGAGCUUGCCAACUGAACCUAAACAUAAGGAUGUUCUUAUGGUUAGAAAGGGCAAGCAAUUCAAGAAAAAGGGGGCACCUAUGAAGAAGAACAAGGGCAAGGUUGUUGCCUCUAAUGAUAUUUCUAAGCCAAAGGUCACUCCUAAGGAAAAAGUGGCAGCACUACAUGAGUGCUUCCAUUGCCAUAAGAUUGGCCACUGGAAGAGGAACUGCCCCGAAUAUCUAGAAGAUAAGAAGAGUGGUGCUUCAACUUCGGGCACUAAAAAGUAGAACAUUGAGCAAAGGAGAAGUGGACCUCGGCGUGGGCAAUGAAGCAUGAGUUGCUGCUUUGGUUGUGGGAGAUCUAGUCUACUUUUACCUUCUGUUUUAGUAUUAGAACUGCAUAAUUGUUAUUAUGUUCCAACUAUUACCAAGAAUAUUGUUUCGAUUCCUGUUUUGGAUUCGGGAGGUUUUUCAUUUAUAAUUAAGAAUAAUUGUUGUUCUGCUUA
Messenger RNA from Beta vulgaris subsp. vulgaris (sugar beet), 2108 nucleotides. RefSeq lists its product as uncharacterized. The coding region runs from base 1021 to 1890 and encodes 289 amino acids. NCBI's taxonomy places the organism in Eukaryota, Viridiplantae, Streptophyta, Magnoliopsida, Caryophyllales, Amaranthaceae. The record is from RefSeq and is a predicted model, not a curated record. Gene Ontology annotation, molecular function: zinc ion binding; nucleic acid binding. The transcript has 2 exons.